This is a messenger RNA of Ictalurus punctatus (channel catfish), 1404 nucleotides long. It is a transcript of the gene calb2a, whose product is annotated as calbindin 2a. The record is from RefSeq and is a predicted model, not a curated record. Gene Ontology annotation, biological process: regulation of long-term synaptic potentiation; regulation of presynaptic cytosolic calcium ion concentration. The coding region runs from base 89 to 895 and encodes 268 amino acids. Gene Ontology annotation, molecular function: calcium ion binding. The transcript is spliced from 11 exons. Lineage: Eukaryota; Metazoa; Chordata; Actinopteri; Siluriformes; Ictaluridae. Gene Ontology annotation, cellular component: synapse; nucleus; dendrite.
GGGUGGGGGAUAACUACAGUCACUGUUGGACGAAGUAGAAGUUCGCCAGGGAUUUGUUCUUUUUUUGUGAGCAGCAGGGGAAAAAAACAUGGCAAAUCAAUCUGCACAGCCUCCUUAUCUUCACUUGGCGGAACUGACGGCAUCCCAGUUCCUCGACAUCUGGAAGCAUUUUGAUGCCGACGGUAAUGGCUACAUUGAGGGCAAGGAGCUUGAAAACUUCAUCACUCAGUUGGAGAUUGCACGGAAAGGAGCAGGUGUGGACCCCUCAAAUGCAUCUUUCAGAGACAAGAUGACAGAGUUCAUGCAGAAAUUCGACAAGAACAAUGAUGGGAGGAUUGAGCUGUCAGAGCUGGCCCAGAUUCUGCCAACAGAAGAGAACUUCCUGCUUUGCUUCAGACAGUUUUUGGGCUCCAGCUCUGAGUUUAUGGCGGCCUGGCGAAGGUAUGACACAGACCGCAGUGGCUUCAUUGAAGCAAAUGAACUGAAGAACUUUCUCUCAGACCUCCUGAAAAAGGUGAACAGGCAUUAUGAGGACCAGAAAUUGCAGGAAUACACGCAGACAAUCCUCAGGAUGUUUGAUCUGAAUGGGGACGGGAAACUGGGGCUCUCUGAAAUGGCAAGGCUUCUACCAGUUCAGGAAAAUUUCUUACUGAAAUUCCAGGGCAUCAAGCUGACCACUGAACAGUUCAACAGCAUAUUCACAUACUAUGACAAGGAUGGAAAUGGUUACAUUGAUGAGAUGGAGUUGGACUAUCUCCUGAAGGACCUCUAUCAGGAGGCUCAGACCCAGGACCUAGCCGGCUAUAAAAAAAGCAUCAUGGCCUUGUCAGACCAGGGUAAACUGUACCGCACAGAACUGGAAAUCGUACUGUGCCGGGAGCCCAUUGUACUGUGAUUUUACUGUGCUGGAAGCCCUGAAUCACAUUUCUCUUUCUGCUGCCUGACUACUGUAACCAUGUGCAUGUGCCAGGCACUACCACUUUUCUUUGUGUGUGUUUUGAAUGAAUGUGCACUACAAAGCACAAAAAAGAUUUCAUCAUUUUUAAUUUUCUGGCUCACCACCUAAAUCCCUUUGGCUUGAGGACAGACUGUCCAGCUAUGGUGUUGCCCUCUGCUCAAUUUUUAUGAAUUUCAAAUGGAUUUUAUUGAAUCUUACUGAUAUAUUAAUAGUAUGAACAAGCAUAUGAUGCUAUGAUAUAUUAAUUUAACUGUCUAUUUAUUUAUCUAUAUUUUUAUUUAUUUAAUUGCAUCCCCUGGUAUUCUGUCAGGGUUCCUUUUUGUCUUUGGUUUGAUUAUAUUACUAUUAUUAUAUUUUCAACCGUUUGAGGUUAUGCUGUUUUCUUUCUUUGGCUGAUACUGUUAGAGGAUGUUACUGAGAGAAUUAAUAAAAGACUAGGUGACUUA